Thunnus maccoyii (southern bluefin tuna) is the source of this 1566-nucleotide messenger RNA. It is a transcript of the gene asb11, whose product is annotated as ankyrin repeat and SOCS box containing 11. The transcript is spliced from 7 exons. The record is from RefSeq and is a predicted model, not a curated record. NCBI's taxonomy places the organism in Eukaryota, Metazoa, Chordata, Actinopteri, Scombriformes, Scombridae. The coding region runs from base 67 to 951 and encodes 294 amino acids. Gene Ontology annotation, biological process: positive regulation of protein catabolic process; protein ubiquitination; intracellular signal transduction. Gene Ontology annotation, molecular function: protein binding.
CAUCUGACUGGGCCAGCCCAAGUCCUGGACAGUCGUGGAGGAGUCUGCUGUUGGUUCAUUUUCAUCAUGGCUGCUGUUCAAACGGAGGUUUCCCUGUACUCACAACCAUGGCAGAGGCCUUUGCACAUCUAUGGGGGGCUGGUGUGCAACUCUCUGAUGGCUGACUCCUGGUCGGACAGAACUCCUCUCCAUGAAGCAGCCUACCAGGGCAGACUGCUCCACCUGAGAUCCCUCAUCACUCAGGGCUUCCAUGUAGACACGCUCACCAUGGACAGAGUCUCUCCUCUCCAUGAGGCUUGUCUCGGGGGCCAUUAUGCUUGUGCCAAGUUCCUGCUGGACAGUGGUGCAAAUGUGGACGCAGUAUCAACAGAUGGCGCCACACCUCUUUUCAACUCCUGCAGCAGUGGGAGUGCUGCCUGUGUCAGGCUGAUCCUGCAGCACAGUGCCUCCAUCCACACCACAUACCAGCUGGCGUCACCCAUCCAUGAGGCCGCAAAGAAAGAUCACAGAGAGUGUCUGGAGCUGCUGAUCUCAUAUGGAGCUCAUAUUGACAUGGAGCUGCCAGUGGUGGGGACACCGCUGUAUUCUGCAUGCAUGGCCCGGGCCGCAGCCUGCGUAGAUAUGCUGCUACACUCAGGGGCAGAUGUUCAAAUAGGCUGUGGGCAGGACAGUCCGCUACAUGCUGCAGUUCGAGAAGGAGAAGCCAAAGUAGUGGACCUGCUGCUGGACUUUGGGGCCGAUGGGUGUUGUAGGAACGCUGAGGGCAAGACCCCUCUGGAUCUGGCAACACCAAACAGCACAGUGAGAAUUGCACUGCAGAAAAGAGGUCCCUGCUCUCUGUCUCAGCUGUGUCGUUUCUGUAUUCGCCGAACUCUGGGAAGGAGUCGUCUGCACAGUGCCUCCAGCCUAUUCCUUCCACCAAUUAUCAAGGACUUCCUCCUCUACCAAUGAGCCGUCUCUGCUUGGCUUGUGUGGCUCUCUUUGGACUACAUAGAUUUAUUUGUCCUUCACAUUUUUACCUUGUCUCCAACCAAUGAGGCAAAACAUGUGAGAAAAAGACAUCUACAUUCAGAGAAUGGGACUAAGUUUUGUCAGUCGUCUGUAUUUUAUAAUACGGUUGCUUUCAAUAAUAUAAUCGUUGCCAUUUUCAUAUUAGUCAAAUGAAAUAUGUUGGAUACAAGUGUAAUUUCAUAUAAUAUUAGAGGUUAUGUAUUUUUGUACUCUUAAUGAAGUGCUUUCUGUUUCCUUUGUAUGGAUUUUACAUUGUUCCAAUUUUUUUUUUUAUAAUGACAGUUUUAUAUUUUUGUGCAGGAUCUCACAAAAUAGGUAUAACUUGUAAAUCUCUGUAUCCACUAAAAGUAAAUAUUGUAUUUUGUAAAAAGUAUUCUAAAAAGAUGAUGGUAAUGUUGUUUUGUGGGUAUCUAUGGUGAUCUAUAAGUCACAUGGCUGAUCAAUGGACUGUAAAUAAGGAAACCAGAAGCAAGACAAGACACACAAAAAUGUUUAGUGAAUAAAGCAUGGUGAACUGAGGAAGACGUAUUAAUUUUGAUGAACUUACAAAAAAUA